AAGCUCCUUCAGCUCAAAAAUUUUAACACCUUGAUGGCUGUGGUGGGAGGCCUUAGUCACAGUUCCAUUUCACGCCUCAAAGAGACCCAUUCUCAUCUUUCUUCAGAAGUUACAAAGAACUGGAAUGAAAUGACAGAGUUGGUCUCCUCCAACGGCAAUUACUGUAAUUACCGCAAGGCCUUUGCCGACUGCGAUGGCUUCAAAAUCCCCAUCCUUGGAGUACACUUGAAAGACUUGAUAGCAGUCCAUGUCAUUUUCCCAGACUGGACAGAGGAGAACAAAGUGAACAUUGUGAAAAUGCACCAGCUCUCCGUUACCCUGAGUGAACUGGUCUCCCUGCAGAGUGCCUCUCACCACUUAGAACCCAACAUGGAUUUGAUCAACCUGCUCACCCUUUCUCUGGACCUCUAUCACACAGAAGAUGAUAUUUACAAACUGUCACUGGUGCUGGAACCCAGAAAUUCUAAAUCGCAGCCUACCUCUCCUACAACGCCCAACAAGCCUGUGGUGCCCCUGGAGUGGGCAUCAGGGGUAAUGCCAAAGCCGGACCCCACGGUCAUCAACAAGCACAUAAGGAAAUUAGUUGAGUCUGUGUUUAGAAACUAUGAUCAUGACCAUGAUGGGUACAUCUCCCAAGAGGACUUUGAAAGUAUAGCUGCCAAUUUUCCCUUCUUGGAUUCCUUCUGUGUGCUGGACAAAGAUCAGGAUGGCUUAAUUAGUAAAGACGAAAUGAUGGCUUACUUCUUGAGAGCUAAAUCCCAACUGCACUGCAAAAUGGGACCAGGAUUUGUCCAUAAUUUUCAGGAGAUGACCUAUCUCAAACCAACCUUCUGUGAACACUGUGCAGGAUUUCUCUGGGGCAUAAUCAAGCAAGGAUACAAAUGCAAAGACUGUGGAGCUAAUUGUCACAAACAGUGCAAAGACCUCCUGGUUCUGGCCUGCAGGAGAUUUGCCCGGGCACCCUCGUUGGGCAGUAGUCAUGGGUCGCUGCCUGGAAGCCCCUCGCUGCCCCCAGUGCAGGAUGAAGUGUUUGAGUUUCCCAGGGUCACUGCUGGACACCGAGACCUGGACAGCAGAGCUAUCACACUGGUUACAGGCUCUUCUCGCAAGAUCUCCGUAAGACUACAGCGGGCUACCACCAGCCAAGCCACCCAGACUGAACCUGUCUGGUCAGAGGCUGGCUGGGGGGACUCAGGGUCCCACACCUUCCCCAAAAUGAAAUCCAAGUUCCAUGGCAAAGCAGCAAAGGACAAGGGCUUUGCCAAGUGGGAAAAUGAGAAACCCAGGGUGCAGGCUGGCGUGGAUGUCAUAGACCGGGGCACUGAGUUCGAACCUAACCAGGAUGAAGGAGAGGAGACCAGACAGGACAGUGAGGAUGGCUGACUUUGGGCUGAGGAAACUGAAAGCAAUAAUGUUGGCUUUUGGAAAGAGCAAGAUGAGAAACUCUGAAGAACACUCCAACUAUCAGGAAGUCAUCUGGAAAGAUAUCUGGACAUUUACUGCCUCGUGACAUCGUGGGGUCUCCGUGAUUAGACUAUGGCACAGAGGAAUUACUCUGUGAACUAUUUAUUUCCUUCUCCCCUGGCCCUAGUUAGGAGCCACAAAGACUGUGUUACGUGGUCAGUAGUUUUCUCAUGUGUCUUUCUCUAGAACCAUUUAUAUACGGGUGAAAUGAAAACUUUUGUGCAUGUACUUGAUACUCAUUCUCUAAACUCAGACUUUGCUUUUUUUUCCCCUGAGAAUAUUAUUUUAAUAUUUUUAUAGACCUUGGUGUGUGGGGAAGGGAAAUUUAACAAGGAGUGGAUUUAGAGGUCUUUUUGUGUACUUUUUGGAUGGGACCAGGACUAAACAUUUUCCUGAAGGACAAGGAAGCUCUUCAGAUCCUGGAAUGCAGUGUGGUUCUUCUAAUGAUGACAAGUUGCAAGGAGAAGCUGUUCACAUUGUUCCCACCAUGCAGUUGCUAUGAUGUGUAACAAGUCACACGUGUAUGUAUAUCACAUAAGUCUCAUCAGUUCUGCAGCAUUAGGAAGCUAUGACACAGCCGUGAAAGCUCUCCUGAUAUUUACAACAGCCACAGGGGAAAAUUAACUAUACUUGUCCCAUCUGACUGGGUUCAGCUAUCUUACGAUUUCCUGAAACAGGAAUAGCAAUUAAGAAAUCAGUUCAAGUUUUUGAGGACAAAAUUUAGCAGAAAAACAAACCAUCAAACAAACUGCUAGGUGAAAUGCAAAACAACUACCAAUUUUUAAAAAUCCAAAGUAAUUUUAGGAAUUUCGUUUGUUUAAAAAAAUUUUUUUUCAUUGUGAAAGAGAACUCAUGUUCUUCCUAAAGAAUUUCAUCUAUAAUUUAAGGUUAUGCAUAAAAAGAAUAUCAUCACA
Molecule: messenger RNA, 2378 nt
Organism: Galeopterus variegatus (Sunda flying lemur)
Lineage: Eukaryota; Metazoa; Chordata; Mammalia; Dermoptera; Cynocephalidae
Product: ras guanyl-releasing protein 3
Exons: 10
Coding region: 34-1383 (449 amino acids)
Biological process (GO): Ras protein signal transduction; positive regulation of GTPase activity
Cellular component (GO): plasma membrane
Molecular function (GO): guanyl-nucleotide exchange factor activity; calcium ion binding
Source: RefSeq, a predicted model, not a curated record